UUUUCAAAUGAACCUGUGCGUCAGUGUUCAUCAAGCUAACAAUCAAUCAUUGCCUGGCAAUCAGUUUACUUCCUUCAUCUUCAGAAUAAUUUGGGGGGGAUACCUCGUCAGUUGUACAACUGAAUGCCUUCAACUGAAAUGUGUCUUCCACAUUUAACCCAACCCCUCUGUAUCUGAGAGGUGCGUGGGGCUAUCUUAAUCAACAUCCACGUCUUCGGCGCCCGGGGAACAGUGGGAACGACAAAAUUUUACCUUGUCAGCUCGGGAUUUGAGUAACCUUUCGGUUACUAGCCCAAAGCUCUAAUCGCUUGACUAAUGGAUGGACUAUUAUAAGGAAACCCAGAGAAGUACCUUCCAUAGCUACAAUAAGUAAACGGGAUAGGAAACCACCUUAUUUGUUAAUAUGUAACCAUAUGUAUUGCCCUGACGCAGUCAUCGUGGUUGUUAAAAGAUCACAUCCAGUGCUGCCAGAUCUAUUGCUGAUUAGAGCUCUUCAGAGGAACGUUAUCAUGUUGCUAUGUUCAGAUGAAGUAUAGUUUAUGGCUGUGAUGUCAACAGAGAUGCAGAUAUAUUUCAAGCCAAGUUUUUUUUCUCAUUGUACGACUUGAAAAAGAGAAUAUAAAAUGGCUAGGUGCAAAACGGACUGCGUUGAAAAGCCUAUAGCUAGGGGAUUUGAAAUACUUGGGGGCUUUGUUGGUAGACACCCCUGGUGGUUUUUGAUUCUUCCCAUGUUCAUUUCUGCGGGUCUUGGCGGAGGAUUUUACUUCCUUGCGGACAGAGAAGCAAAUGGCAUUGAAGAGAUGUUUACUCCUGUGGAUGGACCUGCCAAACAUGAACGACAAGUAGUCAAACAGUACUUUCCACAGAGUGAUAGUAACUUCUCUCGUUUGCGACUCUAUACUGAAGGGACCUUUGCAUCUCUCAUAAUUGUGACGCCUGGACAAAAUAUCCUCACAUUUACUGCUUUAAAAAACAUAUUUGAAAUGGACAGAAAUGUAACAAACAUGAGAAUUGGUGCAUUCGCUUUUAAAGAUCUAUGUGUUGAGAAAGGUGGUGGGUGUGUGUCAAAUUCAAUCUUUGAUAUUGUAAAAACUCCUAGUGAUGUCAACACAGCAACGAUUAACUACCCAUAUAAUGGCACAAUUUUCAUUGCAUCUGAAAUUGGUGGUGUGAAACUGAAAAGUGGAUUAACUCAAAUUGAAAGCGCGGAGGCAAUUAGACUAUUUUACUUCUUAAAAGAAGACAACCAAACUAUAAAUACCAUGUGGCUAAAGACGUUUAUAGAGGCUGCUUCCAAGAUGAAAAAAGAAGAAGGCAUGACAAUAUCUUACUUUACAUCCAUAUCAAGGGAUGAAGAGUUUGAGAAGAGCUCUGACUCAAUCAUUCCUCUCUUCUCAUUGACAUAUGCCCUGGCCAUCAAUUUUUCUAUCAUAUCUUGUUUGAGGUUGGACUGUGUGAGGAACAAGGUGUGGGUGGCAACCUUUGGUGUCCUCUCAGCUGGUAUGGCAGUGCUGUCCAGUUUUGGGUUGUUGCUGUACUGUGGGAUGCCCUUCGCGAUGACUGUGGCAACAGCCCCAUUCCUGAUUCUGGGAAUUGGUGUUGACGACAUGUUCAUCAUGAUUUCCUGCUGGCAGCAGACUCAAGUUCAUGACAACGUAGAGGACCGUAUGGCAGCUACAUACAAAGAGGCAGCUGUCUCUAUCACCAUCACAACACUAACUGAUGCCCUGGCCUUCUAUAUUGGUCUGUUAACUCCCUUUCGUUCUGUACAAUCCUUUUGUAUGUAUACUGGCACAGCUGUUCUGUUCUGUUACUUGUACAAUAUUACCUUCUUUGGUGCAUUUCUGGCAUUGAAUGGGAGUCGUGAAAAGGGCAACAGACACUGGCUGACAUGCAUGAAGGUUCCAGAACCAGAGGAGAACUCUGAAAAGUACAACCUCUGCUGUGUAGGAGGAGCUUAUGAUCAUGAAACAGGAAAAGAGGAGCCAAUGCCCAUUAACAACUUCUUUAAGAUGUACUAUGGGCCAUUUCUAACAAAUACUUGGACCAAGGUGUUUGUGAUCCUGCUCUAUGCUGGAUAUUUGGGCUCAAGUAUCUAUGGUUGCUUCCAAAUACAAGAAGGCAUAGACCUUAAAAACCUAGCAGCUGAUAGCUCAUAUGUGGGUAGCUAUUACGAUAAUGAGGACCAAUACUUUUCAGAGUAUGGUCCAAAUGUUAUGGUUGUUGUGACUGACAGUAAGUUUCAAUAUUGGGACCAAACUGCUCGAAAGCGUCUUGAUACUUGUCUUAAACGUUUUGAGAGUCUAACGUUGGAUGGUCGAUCAUUGGUUGCUAAAGAUAUGACUCUUUCUUGGCUUAAUGAAUAUGUGAAAGUUAUAAAUCCAAAUAACAAAACCAUUUUCAUGGAUAGUUUACCUGCGUUUUUACAACGAUCAGACUUCAGACAAGAUGUGAAUAUUUCAAACAAAGUCAUAAUUGCCUCGCGAAUGUUUAUUCAGACAAUCAACGUCAGUACAGCUGUUGAUGAAAAGAACAUGUUGAAUAAGCUUCGAGAGACCGCUAAUGGUUGUUCAGAAAAGUUGGUUGUUUACCACCCAGCUUUCAUAUACUUUGACCAGUAUGCAGUCAUUGUUAGUAAUACCAUCCAAAACAUUGUAGUUGCCACUCUUGCCAUGCUGGUGAUCUCCCUCAUGUUGAUCCCCAACCCCAUAUGUUCUCUGUGGGUGACCUUUGCUAUUGCCUCUGUCAUAGUGGGUGUUGCUGGUUUCAUGGCAUUAUGGGAUGUCAAUCUAGACUCUGUAUCCAUGAUCAAUCUUGUCAUCUGCAUUGGUUUCUCAGUGGAUUUUUCUGCUCACAUUUCCUAUGCUUUUGUCGCUAGCAAAGAGGUCACUGCUAAUAAGAAGGCUGUAGAUGCUGUCUAUCACUUGGGGUAUCCCAUCAUACAGGGAGCUGUGUCUACUAUUUUAGGAGUGGUGGUGCUGUCUGCUGCUGAGAGCUACAUCUUCAGAACCUUCUUUAAGAUCAUGUUCUUAGUCAUUUUGUUUGGGGCGGUCCAUGGUGUGGUGUUUAUCCCAGUGUUUCUGACCUUCUUUGGAAUCUGCGGAGGCAAAGUCGGUGAUAAAAAAGAAGAUGGUAGGUCUAACACCUUGUCUCAAAGUGGUCACAUGUGGGUCACCCAAACCACAGGUGAUUUCAACAUGAACAAUAUGCAUGAAUUAAGGGCUGUAGCAGCUAAUUCACAUGUAUGGUCAAUCAGUUCUAACCAAAGCUCUCACAACGGGAAAACUAAUAGUGCUUAUGAAAACAUUGAAGACUGCCCCUAAAACUGUUGUCUUGAGAUUUACAAGGCAUUUCCACUGUACCUGUUUUUAUGGAAUUAAUUCAAUAUUAAAGGUAGAACAAAUGGGUUAAAACUGUACAAAUAACGUUUACAAGAGAGAAUAACCUAUUUUGGUCAAGUGUAAAUGAACACACAUUCAUGUUUUACCUUUGUUUGAUUUCAUUCAGCUCCAUGCUGAUGGGACCUGUACAGUAGUUCAAACCAAAUGUUAAUUGUCACAUUCGCCGAAUACAACAACAAUGCCCUUAACCGACAAUGCGGUUUUAAGAAAAUCCCUAAAUAAGUAAGAAAUAAGAAUAACAAAUAAUUAAAGAGCAGCAGUUAAUAACAAUAGCAGGGCUAUAUACAGGGGAUACCGGCACAGAGUCAAUGUGUCAAUGUGCGGGGGUCACCGGUGUCGAGGUACAUGUACAUUAUGUAACUACAUUAUGUAGAUAGAGUUAUUAAAGUGGCUAUGCAUAGAUAAUAACAGAGUAGCAGCAGCAUGGGGGGAGGGGAAAUGCAAAUAGUCUAGGUAGUCAUUUGAUUAGCUGUUCAGGAGUCAGGAGUCUUAUGGCUUAUGGCUUAUGGCUUGUAGAAGCUAUUUAGAAGCCUCUUGGACCUAGACUUGGCGCUCAGGUACCGCUUGCCGUUCUGUAGCAGAGAGAACAGUCUAUGACUAGGGUGGCUGGAGUCUUUGACAAUUUUUAGGGCCUUCCUCUGACACCACCUGGUAUAGAGGUCCUGGCGAGCAGGAAGCUUGGCCCAGGUGAUGUUCUAGGCCGUACGCACAACCCUCUGUAGCGCCUUGUGGUCGGAGGCAGAGAAGUUGCCAUACCAGGCAGUGAUGCAACCCAUCAGGAUGCUCUCGAUGGUGCAGCUGUAAAACUUUUUGAGGAUCUGAGGACCCAUGCCAAAUCUUUUCAGUCUCCUGAGGGGCAAUAGGUUUUGUCAUGCCUUCUUCACGACUGUCUUGGUGUGCUUGGACCAUGUUAGUUUGUUGGUGAUGUGGACACCAAGGAACUUGAAACUCUCAACCUGCUCCACUACAGCCCCAUCGAUGAGAAUGGGGGUGUGCUCAGUCUUCCUUUUCCUGUAGUCCACAAUCAUCUCCUUUGUCUUGAUCACAUUGAGGGAGAGGUUGUUGUCCUUGCACCAUACAGUCAGGUCUCUGACCUCCUCCCUAUAGGCUGUCUCAUCAUUGUCGGUGAUCAGGCACUGUUGUGUCAUCAGCAAACUUAAUGAUGGUGUUGGAGUCGUGCCUGGCCAUGCAGUCAUGAGUGAACAGGGAGUACAGGAGGGGACUGAGCACGCACCUCUGAGGGGCCCCUGUGUUGAGAAUCAUUGUGGCGGAUGUGUUGUUACCUACCCUUAACACCUGGGGGCAGCCCGUCAGGAAGUCUAGGAUCCAGUUGCAGAGGGAGGUGUUUAGUCCCAAGGUUCUUAGCUUAGUGAUGAGCUUUGAGGGCACUAUGGUGUUGAACACUGAGCUGUAGUCAAUGAAUAGCAUUCUCACAUAGGUGUUCCUUUUGUCCAGGUGGGAAAGGGCAGUGUGGAGUGCAAUAGAGAUUGCAUAAUCUGUGGAUCUGUUGGUGCGGUAUGGAAAUUGGAUUGGGUCUAGGGUUUCUGGGAUAAUGGUGUUGAUGUGAGCCAUGACCAGCCUUUUGAAGCGUUUAAUGGCUACAGAUGUGAGUGCUAUGGGUCAGUAGUCAUUUUGGCAGGUUACCUCCUUGUAUGUGACAAAUUGAGCAAAGUGAUAUGAGAAAUGGUCAUAUUUAUGGAAAGUACAUUUGAAUUGCAUUAGCCUUUAUCGGCCAAUUAAUUUUUCUCAGUCUUCAAAGGAUGUACAUUCCCAUUAUUCCACACACAGGUUCUUUUACAGAGGCUUUUUUUUAUAUCUUGUGUCGUUUUGAUUUUAAGUGUAAUUUUAUGUGUAAAUAUAUGCAAAAUAUGCAUCUGUCAUACAUGUGAAGUGUUCUUUAAAUAAUUCCAUGAAAUGACAAUAUUUUGAUGAACUGAUCUGUAAAAGUCUGACCAUUGAGUGUCUUAUCACAAUAAAAAAAUAAAAAACAUUCUGCCUUGAAGCAAUGUGUUGAAAAACAGAUUCUCAUAAUAUGCAAAUCAGCGCACAUUUAAGGACAGUUUGCCUAAUUUGCAUAUUUUUAUUUUAAAAAUAAAUACAAUUUGUAAUACAAUAAUAUCUUGUAUUUAUGUAUACUUUCAACUGGUAAAGUUUCACUCUGAUGAGAGUAAAGGAAAAAAGAAUCCCUAUUAGCCUGUGGUGCCUGGCCUUAAAGGUCUUACUCACAUUGGCUGCGGAGAGAGUGAUCACACAGUCGUCCGGAACAGCUGAUGCUCUCAUGCAUGUUUCACUGUUACUUGCCUCGAAGCAAGCAUAUAGAUGUUAUUUAGCUCCUCUGGUAGGCUCAUGUCACUGGGCAGCUCUCGGCUGUCCUUCCCUUUGUAGUCUGUAAUAGUUUGUGAGCCCUGCCACAUCCAACGAGCAUCAGAGCCGGUGUUGUAUGAUUCGAUCUUAGUCCUGUAUUGAUGCUUUGCCUGUUUGAUGGUUCGUCAGAGGGCAUAGCGGGAUUUCUUAUAAGCUUCCGGGUUAGAGUCACGCUCCUUGAAAGAGGCAGUUCUACCCUUUAGCUCAGUGCAAAUGUUGCCUGUAAUCCAUGACUUCUGGUUGGGGUAUGUACGUACAGUCACUGUGGGGACGACGUCCUCAAUGCACUUAUUGAUAAAGCCAGUGACUGAUGUGGUGUACUCAAUGCCAUGUUGUAAAGUGAUGAAAUUAAUCUACAAAGUAACCAAUUAUAAAGUACAUCAAUCAUUGAGGAUUUAUUUUGUUUCAAAUCCCUAAAUCAUUGCACAUUUCCACAUGAAGAAAACCUCAAUUGAAAAGGUAGGAAAUAUGUUCACUGAUUCUGUCAUUCAUUUUGUUUUAUGUAGAAGUACUGUAACAUAAAAUCAAAUGUUCAUUUGUUCAUUUUGUGAAAUGUCAUUUUUAUUUAGUUGACUCUAAUUGUUAAAUCGUAUCAAUGUAAUAUGUUUAAGGAUAAAGAUGUUUCUGUUGUGUUUUUAAUAAAGAAAUGAAGGAAUUCCUCA
Molecule: messenger RNA, 6427 nt
Organism: Oncorhynchus nerka (sockeye salmon)
Lineage: Eukaryota; Metazoa; Chordata; Actinopteri; Salmoniformes; Salmonidae
Product: patched domain-containing protein 3-like
Exons: 4
Coding region: 624-3323 (899 amino acids)
Cellular component (GO): membrane
Source: RefSeq, a predicted model, not a curated record